Neoarius graeffei (lesser salmon catfish) is the source of this 675-nucleotide messenger RNA. It is a transcript of the gene crybgx, whose product is annotated as crystallin beta gamma X. Gene Ontology annotation, biological process: lens development in camera-type eye; visual perception. Lineage: Eukaryota; Metazoa; Chordata; Actinopteri; Siluriformes; Ariidae. The record is from RefSeq and is a predicted model, not a curated record. The transcript is spliced from 7 exons. Gene Ontology annotation, molecular function: structural constituent of eye lens. The coding region runs from base 1 to 675 and encodes 224 amino acids.
AUGGCAAUAUGCCCCUAUGCUCGAGCACUUUUGUUCCCUCCAUUGGCUGAAAUUAACAUCUUUACUAAAGUCCCUGGAAUAGCCCAACAAACCAGCAAGCUGGGGUCUGUGCUCCAACGUGCGUUUUACGGGUCCAGUGGGAAGGUGACCCUUUUUGAGCAGAGGAACUUUGCCGGCCAGCGACUGGACCUCAGUUCAGACUGCCAGAAACUGAGCGACAAGAAUUUCCCUGAAAGAUGUAACUCUGUGCAAGUGGAGAGUGGAGCCUGGGUGGGCUAUGAGCAUGAACACUUCCGUGGGCGCCAGUAUUUGUGGGAUAUGUCUGAUCGGGGCGAAUAUAAUUGCACAGAUAGGUGGUGUGGUCAGAGUGACCGCAUCUCCUCUGUACGCUCUGUGAAGCAGGAUACAAACCCUCCACGUGCUCAGCUGUUUGAGAGGCAAGGUUUCUCUGGGAGAAAGAUUGAGCUCCAGGAUGACAUCCCCAACCUCAUGACAAGAUAUAACCUGAACAGAGCUGCCUCAAUCCGGGUGCUGGGUGGCGCCUGGGUGUUGUACCAGGAGCCCAAUUACAGAGGAUCCCAAUAUAUCCUGGAGAGGAAAGACUAUAACAACUUCUCAGAUUGGGGCGCUCAGAACAGCACUGUGGGCUCCAUACGCAAAAUUCGCUUCAGCUGA